Brassica rapa (field mustard) is the source of this 996-nucleotide messenger RNA. RefSeq lists its product as uncharacterized. Lineage: Eukaryota; Viridiplantae; Streptophyta; Magnoliopsida; Brassicales; Brassicaceae. The record is from RefSeq and is a predicted model, not a curated record. Gene Ontology annotation, molecular function: zinc ion binding.
AUGUGUGCAAGGCAUAUCUAUGGGAAUCUAAGGAAGUUUUACCCGAACAAGCCUCAGAUGAAAAAAUUGUUUUGGAGUGUGGUGGAAAGCCACAAUGAGGCCGACUAUAAAGCAAGUAUGAAGGAGUUAGAGGAGUAUGACAAGGAUGUCUAUGAAGCGUUCAUGGCCAGGAACCCAGAAACUUGUUGUAGGGCUUUUUUUACAACGACAUGUUGUUGUGAAGAUGCUCUUAACAACAACUCUGAGUCAUACAAUAAGACGCUUGAGAAAGCACGAGCGAUGCCUUUGGUUGAGAUGCUUGAGACAAUGAGACGACUUGCAAUGAAGCGCAUUAAUCUAAGGAAGAACAAGCUCACAAAACACAAGGGAAAGUUCAGUUUGAAGGUUAGUAAAAUGAUAGAAUCUGAGACAAGACAUAGGAAGUACUGUAAAUCGCUUCCUGGACCUACUGGUGAGUUUGAAGUUUCUGAGAAUUCUAUGCAAUAUGCGGUUGAUAUGAGGGCGAGGACAUGUAGCUGUAGGAGGUGGGAUUUAACAGGGAUUCCAUGUAGACAUGCUCUUCGUGUCGUUUUGGAUCAGAAGAAGACAUAUAAGACUGACAAUUUGGUUUCUCAUUGGUAUUUGACUUCUAAGUGGCAGCAACAAUACUCAGACUCGAUCAAACCGGUUAAGGGAAUCAAGUUUUGGAAACCGUCUGGUGAAUCAACAAUACAAGCUCCACCGAGAGAAAAAUCCAAAGGGCGUAAGAAGAAGGCUCAACAAAGAAUCAAAGGAGUUAAUGAGUCUCCUACUAAGGGGAAAAAGGUAACUCAACACGCUCGUAUUAUGCAUUGUUCUCGUUGUGGGUUUCCUGAGCAUAACUGCACUAAAUGCCCUAAUGUUGGAGUUGCGUGUAAGCCUCGACCACCUAAGAAGCAAAAAACCACGAGACCACAGGAGGAGAUUGCAUUAGAUGUCUGUGAAGGUCCUACUCAAACGCAGCCAAGUCACACUUGA